Molecule: messenger RNA, 2859 nt
Organism: Lasiodiplodia theobromae
Lineage: Eukaryota; Fungi; Ascomycota; Dothideomycetes; Botryosphaeriales; Botryosphaeriaceae
Product: Vacuole-associated enzyme activator complex component
Exons: 6
Coding region: 1-2859 (952 amino acids)
Biological process (GO): positive regulation of kinase activity; phosphatidylinositol biosynthetic process
Cellular component (GO): fungal-type vacuole membrane; endosome membrane; PAS complex
Source: RefSeq, a predicted model, not a curated record
AUGGACCCCAACAUCCAAAAGGCCCUCAACGACAAGCUGUACGACAAGCGCAAGGCCGGUGCCUUGGAACUCGAAGCUCAGGUCCGCGAAGCCUUAGCGAACAAGGACCACGACAAGAUCCAGCGCAUUGUCUACCAGCUCUGCCACGAAUAUGCCUACGCCGUGCACCAGCCGCACGCCAGGAACGGCGGUCUCAUCGGCCUCGCGGCCGCGUCGAUAGCCCUGGGCAGUGAAGUUGCGAGAUACCUCGAAGAGAUCGUGCCGCCUGUGCUCGCCUGCUUCUCCGACCAAGAUGCCCGCGUCCGAUACUACGCCUGCGAGAGCAUGUACAACAUUGCCAAGGUCGCCAAAGGAGAGAUUCUGCUGUACUUCAACGAAGUGUUCGACGCCCUCUGCAAGCUUGCCGCCGACUCGGAGGCCUCAGUCAAGAACGGCGCCGAGCUGCUCGACCGCCUGGUCAAGGACAUCGUGUCCGAGUCGGCUGCCUCCUACGUGUCCAUCCUGCACCACCCCGAAGAUGCCGUCGACGACGAUUCCGCCCUGGGCGGCUCUGCAGCCCCCUCCGUUGACAUGCAGCCCGCCUUUUCUCUCCCCAAGUUCAUACCCCUCCUUCAGGAAAGGAUCAACGUCCUGAGCCCUUUCACCCGCACCUUUCUCGUUUCCUGGAUCACCUUGCUCGACUCGAUACCCGAUCUAGAGCUCGUGUCGUACUUGCCGUCCUUUCUCGGCGGCCUUCUCAGAUUCCUCAGCGAUCCGAACCAGGACGUGCACACGGCAACGCAGACUGCCCUGGAGAGGUUCCUCUCGGAAAUCAAGAAGAUUGCUCGCAUCAAGCGCGGUCUCGCCGAGAGCCGGAAGAGCCAAGGCGAAGAGGGCAAGAAGAGCUCUAGGUCCAGUAUGAAGAGCGGAAGGAGCGCCCAGAGUUCACACGACCUCGAGGCCGACAGCGAAACCAACGUCGACGACGCUCCAGAUUCGAUCAGCGACGGCACCGAAUCUACCACCAUGAACGACCGAGCGUCGGGGAUGACGGACGGGGACUGGAUUCCCGGCCAAGACGUGCAAAUCGACUAUCCAAAGAUCUUGGACACACUCGUCACGUACCUCAGCGAUUCUCCAGAGGAGGAGAUCCAGCUCACCUGCCUGCGCUGGAUCGACAGCUUCUUCGAGAUUUGCCCCGAGGACAUUCUUCUGUUCGUCCCGCGCCUGCUCUCUCACGUACUUCCAGCCAUGGCGAACGACAUUGAGCAGGUCCGCUUGGCUGCGAACAGAGUCAAUACGUCGUUGAUGGAGCACAUCAUGUCUCUUCCUGACGAGAACAAAGCCGACAGCGCGAGGGUGACGCAGCUGCAGCUUUCAUCAGGCCCGACGAAGGACAUUUCAGAUCGGCGGGAGUCCAAUUACUCCCUCAAGGGCGGCAGAUCGUCGAUGCGAGAGUCCACGGUGGACCUCAAAGCGGCCGAAGCGAAGCCAAAGCCUGAAGCGGAGGCCCCGACGCCGGUUGAUGGUGACGAUGCCUCGUCAGCACCGCGGCCAGGUGCCGACCUGGACUAUGAAGCAGCAGUCAAUGCCCUCACGCUGCAGUUCCUGAAUGAGCACGAGGCAACUCGCGUAGCCGCUCUGUCUUGGCUCAUAAUGCUUCACCGAAAGGCCCCUCGCAAGAUCCUGGCAAUCAACGAUGCCACCUUCCCGGCGCUCCUCAAAACACUCUCGGACCCGGCCGAGUCGGUCGUGACGCGAGACCUCUUGCUGCUCUCGCAGAUCUCUAAAAACAGCGAUGACUCGUACUUCACCUCCUUCAUGGUCAGCCUCCUGAGCCUAUUUGCCACGGACAGGCGCCUGCUCGAGACCCGCGGAAACCUCAUCAUCCGUCAACUCUGCGUAUCACUCAGCCCCGAGCGGAUAUACCGAACACUCGCCGACUGCUUGGAGAGGGACGAGGACGUCGAGUUCGCGAGCAUCAUGGUUCAAAACCUCAACAACAACCUGAUCACAGCUCCCGAACUCGCAGACCUUCGCAAGAGGCUGCGAAACCUCGAGACGCGUGAAGGCCAGGCAUUUUUCGUCACUCUUUUCCGCUCUUGGUGUCACAACGCCGUGGCCACCUUCUCCCUGUGUCUUUUGGCACAGGCGUAUGAACAAGCCUACCAUCUCCUGCAGAUCUUCGGUGAGCUUGAGAUGACCGUGAACAUGCUCAUCCAAAUCGAUAAGUUGGUUCAGCUGCUCGAGUCGCCCGUCUUCACGUACCUUCGGCUUCAACUUUUGGAGCCUGAGAAGUAUCCUCACUUGUACAAGUGUUUGUACGGGCUUCUCAUGUUGCUGCCGCAGUCGUCGGCCUUUGCGGCGCUGAAGAACCGCCUCAACAGCGUCAGCGCGAUUGGUUACCUACACAUCGCACCCCGAACGACACCCACCACCACCACGGGCUUCGAUCGUCCCAAUCGCCUCAAAUCACGCGAGGGUGAGGGUGGCAUCAAGUGGCAGGAACUCCUCGAAAAGUUCAAGCAAGUACAAGAGCGCGCCCGCCGUGCCCAGCGCAAUGCCAUGCUCGGCAUCGACGGCUCGCCCGACGUUCCGGACGCGGGCAGCUCCUCGGGUGCUCAAGGUGGUGUUGGUUUGGGUGUCGCGGCUCCGGAUAGCAGCAAGGGACGGCUGCAUCCCAGAGCCGCUCUAGGCUUGCAAACGGGCGGUCUGCCGCAGCGACCGGCGUCUGCGCAGAGCAUGACGAGGCCGGCGUUGGGUGGGGACCAGGGACCCACGAAGCCCCCCGUACAAGGUCACCAGAAGAGCAAGAGCAGUUUGAGUCAGCUGGGAAGGUUCACGAGAGGUGUCGGGCAGGCAUCGAAGGGUAAAAAGUAG